This is a messenger RNA of Onychostruthus taczanowskii (white-rumped snowfinch), 980 nucleotides long. Its product is annotated as 40-kDa huntingtin-associated protein-like. The record is from RefSeq and is a predicted model, not a curated record. NCBI's taxonomy places the organism in Eukaryota, Metazoa, Chordata, Aves, Passeriformes, Passeridae. Gene Ontology annotation, cellular component: early endosome. Gene Ontology annotation, biological process: vesicle cytoskeletal trafficking.
AUGGCGGUGUGGCUGCCAUUCACCUCGGCUCGCACGGUGCGUGCCGUUGGGUUCAUGUGCUCAUACGGACAGGAGGCCCGCGAUGCUGUCGGCGGGCNNNNCGGCGAUUUCCUGUCGCGGUACCGGCUGGUGUCGGCCAAGCUGCGGCGGCGGUUCCUGCGGAAACCGAACGUGGCGGAGGCGGCGGAGCAGUUCGCGGCGCUGGCGCGGGAGCUGCGCGCCCAGGAGAGCCUGCCCUACGCGGCCUGGUGCCAGCUGGCCGUGGCGCGCUGCGCCCAGAGCCUGUUCCACGGCCCCGCCGGGCGGGCCGGGCUGGGCGGGGCGGCCGGGGCCGGGGCCGCGCCCGGCGGCGCCUUCCUGGACGUGCUGGCGCGCUGCGAGGUGUCGCGGGUGCUGCUGCUGCUCCUGCUGCAGCCGCCGCCCGCCAAGCUGCUGCCCGAGCACGCCCGCACGCUGGAGCAGUACUGCUGGGAGGCGCCCGACGGCGGAGCGGGCGCCGGGAGCGGCUCCGGGACGGGCGGGGCGCUGCCGCCGGCCGCCAGCUACCUGCCGGCCGAGCUGUUCCUGCUGCUGCAGUCGGCAGUGCUGGCCUGCCAGGAGAAGGACGCGGAAGCGCUGAAGGCGCUGCAGGCCGAGCUGUGGCCGCUGCUGAGCGCCGAGCAGAACCAUCUGCUGCACCUGGUGCUGCAGGAGAUGCUGAGCCCCGCCGGACAGGGGCUCUGAGCGCCGCCGCCCGCGGGGACUGCUCGGACUGGUCGCUUCAGCCGGUGCCAGCACAGACUCUAUUCCGUUAUUUAUUUUUAAUACGAGUUGAAGUAAUGGUUGGUGAGAGAAUGCGUUCAUCUACAUGUUCGCCUUGUGUCAUAGUAAACUGCUCACUGUAUGUGCUGAAAGUUGUCGUGCUUGGAAGAAGUGUAGCCUUAAAGCAGAAAGGCCAUUUCAGGGCAGAAGGAAGCUUUUCAUUAAAAGACUGGCUGCAA